AUGCCAGACAUUCCUGGGCUCGAAGGACUAUCCUCGCAACUUGGCAAGGACGUUCCCGUCGUUCGCCCGGAGAUGCAGCUUUGGAUGCCUUGCACGAUUUUUGCGAACUGCAUACCCUCCCGCUACCGGUGGAACCUGUCCGAGGACGGCCGGUGCCCAACAAAAGGUACCAAUGUAAAGGAAGGUCAGCUGGAGGCCAACGGGGCGUUAACGCUGGUCUCAGGCUUCAAUUCUGGCCACUCCUGGAGGUCCUUCGUGCAAGAAACAGGAUUUGGUCAUCGGAAAGAUGCGUCCCUAGUUGGCUCGCUGCGAAUCGAUUAUCUGAUGCAUGAUUGCCGGGCGACUCCCCAAGAACGGAGUUUCUUCCACCAGACGAUCGUGCGGGACGGUGAAAAGCCUCGUCGACCGGUGGAAAGCUGGUUGUUGCUAGGUAGGACAUGGCCUACCGGUAUCUCAAAACUCGGAGUGCUCGCCGCGAGAUGGUGCCUCCUCAACGUAGGGGCCUAG
Anthostomella pinea is the source of this 507-nucleotide messenger RNA. Lineage: Eukaryota; Fungi; Ascomycota; Sordariomycetes; Xylariales; Xylariaceae. The record is from the annotation of a GenBank genome assembly.